This is a messenger RNA of Cyclopterus lumpus (lumpfish), 2133 nucleotides long. RefSeq names its product mucolipin 3b (gene mcoln3b). Gene Ontology annotation, molecular function: NAADP-sensitive calcium-release channel activity. Gene Ontology annotation, cellular component: lysosomal membrane; plasma membrane. The transcript has 14 exons. Lineage: Eukaryota; Metazoa; Chordata; Actinopteri; Perciformes; Cyclopteridae. Bases 195 to 1838 code for a protein of 547 amino acids. The record is from RefSeq and is a predicted model, not a curated record.
AGGUCCUGGCAGUAAAAUGGCGUAAGAAGUUACCUGAGCCACACGUUGCAUGAGGAAUUUGACCACAAGGCAACACACGAACUUCAUUUUAAUAACUUUACUUCAGUCAUGAGUCUCACAGUAAAACAUCCCAAGGUAUAGUUUUGUAUUAGACCGAAACAUUUAGGACACAACAAUACAAUACGUUGAUUAAGAUGAUGCGCAAUAUUGAUAUGGAGGAGCCGAGUGACUCCCCCCACCACGAACAUCAGUUUGUGGAAUAUCUGGAAGAUGUGGAGUGUCUCAGGAGGAAAAUCAAAUUUUACUUCAUGAACCCCUGUGAGAAGUACCACGCUCGCGGACGAAAACCAUGGAAACUCAUGUUGCAAAUCAUCAAAAUUGCCAUUAUUACUAUCCAGUUAGUGUCUUUCGGGCUGAGCAACCAGAUGGUUGUCUUGUUCACUGAGGAAAAUCUGAGCACAUUCAAGAACCUCUUCUUGAAAGAUUAUGAUGGAGACAUGGAUAGUUAUGCUGUCUACAGACAGGCGGACGUUUAUGAUCACAUCGAUUACAUCCUGGUACAGUAUGGAGAUCUGCACAGCCUCACAGUGGGGAAUCAGGAAUAUGAUAAAAAUUACCCCAUGUCAGUGUGUCAGGAGUUCUACAAGAACUCCACCAUCUCCCCGGGCAACGAGACCUUUGACAUUGAUAUCCACGUGAUAAAUGAUUGCUUUAAUGUUUAUCCGAUGGAGCAUCUAACAUUGCGGAAAGCACUUCCACAUUUCAAAUUGCAUUUCAAAAGGAUGCUUUCUGUCAAGAUCACAUUUGUCCUUAAGGCAAUAAAUUUACAGACAGUGAGAUAUCGAGAGAUGCCAGACUGCUACGACUUUACUAUUAUUAUAACUUUCGACAACCAAGUGCACAGCGGCAGGAUAAAGGUUGACCUGGAAAGCGAUGUUGAAAUCAAUGAAUGCCGAGACUUGAAAGUAACUGGAGCAUCUGCUAGAAACAUACACCCGACGGUGCUGUUUGACUGCCUCGUCAUUAUAACGUGCAUCGCCUCCUUUGCCCUCUGCACACGCUCAGUGAUCAAUGGGAUUCAACUGCAGUUUGAGUACACAGACUACUGCAAGAAACAUUGUGGAUGUCAAGUCCCGUGGUCGGACAGGCUGGAGUUUUUGAAUGGUUGGUACAUCCUCAUCAUGGUUACCGACAUAUUGAACAUCAUUGGCUCCAUUCUCAAGAUAGAGAUCCAGACUAAGGUCCUCACUAAUUACGAUGUCUGCAGCAUCUUCCUUGGGACCGGUACCAUGUUUGUCUGGAUCGGUAUCAUCCGCUACAUGGGCUACUUUAGGAAGUAUAAUAUUCUCAUCCUGACGAUGAGGGCGGGGUUCCCAAAUGUAAUCCGUUUCAUCUGCUGUGCUGGAAUAAUCUACAUGAGUUACUGCUUCUGUGGCUGGAUUGUCCUGGGCCCAUAUCAUGAGAAGUUUCGGACCUUGAAUAUGGUGUCGGAGUGUCUGUUCUCCCUAAUCAACGGAGACGACAUGUUCGCCACCUUUUUGGAGAUGAAGCAAAAGAGCCUCUUGGUGUGGCUCUUCAGCAGGAUCUACCUCUAUACCUUCAUCUCGCUCUUUAUCUACAUGAUCCUCAACCUUUUCAUCACAAUCAUCGCCGACACCUAUUACACAGUGAAGAGGCAGAGUGGAAAGCCGAGAUCAGAGCUGCAAAGAUUCAUAUCGCUCUGUAAAGAUCUGCCGAAUUCUGGAAUGUACAGAUGUGAAGAGAACAAAGGCUUCUUCUUGAACGACUGCAUUACCAGGUGCAGGAAUCAUCAGGACAGGCUGUCUUCAGAGGCAUAAAAGGCAUUCAAUGUGUAUAUAUUAAAAAGAUCAUAGUUUAAUAUAUGAGUAUAUUCAGUCCUAAAACAACUUUUAACAUUAUGCCACUGGUUUCUUCUACAUUAUGCCACUGGUUUCCUCAAGAGAUUGAUUUCAUGUGAAGCAGCAGUUUUUCAGUGCUGAAAUGACACUAAUGAAGUUGACGCACAAAGCACUUUUAAAAUCCACUUAUUUAUACGCAUAUGAGAUUGUGACAUGUCAUUUGGCAAUGUUGUACACUGAGGUUAAAUCAAGGUUGAAUAAAUGAGUGAACUGU